AGACGAAUCGAGAGAGACAGACGUGGGUUCAGGAGAAGGUCAGGGAGAGCAAUGGGGCCUUUCCACGGCGACGGUGCGUGUUUGACGUCGCUCCGGCUCCGGCGGCUCCUCUGGUUCCUCAGGCGCCGGAACCUCUUCGACACCGCCGUCGCACUGGAGCAGGAGACGGGCGUGUCCUUCCUGCCGUCGCACCUGCGUCUGCUGCUGCUCGAGAGCAAGUGGGCGGAAGCCGAAGCGUACGUGUCGGGCCCCAUCGACCUCGCCGGCUGCAGCUGGAUGGCGAGCCGCAUCAUCGGCCGCAUCCGCGUCUUCGACGUCAUGUCCAGGUUCGCUGCCGGCGAGGCCAGCACCAUCUCCGACGACCUGUUCCGACGAGCCGACGCGCACCUCCUCGGCCACCCCGACCUGCACGGCGCCAGCCGCGUCCUCCACUCCAUGCGCUCCGACCCCUACCACCGCAGGGCGUCAGUACACUACAGGCGCUUCCAUCGCGGGGCAGUGGAGGCCAUCAUGGGGUGGGUUGCCAAGUGCCCGGAGCUCAAAUCCAAGAUGCGACCGCCGCCUCGUUGCUCCUUUGAUCGUACCUACUUCGUCUCUCUUGGUCCUAGAUUCUGGGAUUGCAGGAGAAGGGGUAAGAAGAGCAAAGCUGGUCGUCGAAUCCCACCACACACCCUUGCCCGUUGCUUUAUGCGAAAGAGAAAUGGUGGUUUAUUUUUGAAGAGUUCAGAUGAGGCUAUCAUGUCCAAGAGCAUUGCAGCGUCAAGCUCAGAAGCCUGAAACGUCAUCUAGUCUUAGUUGUCUUAGCCUUGUCUUAAAUUUGUUAUCCUUGCUUUCUUUGGCGUGGAAUUAUCCUUGCUUGUUGUCUGGUAUUUAUGUGUUGCAAUUCCUUAUUAGAAGAGACACAACGUCUGUUUGUGCUGGGAUACUAGCAGUUCGUAAGACUCUGUCUUAUUU
Messenger RNA from Lolium perenne, 954 nucleotides. RefSeq lists its product as uncharacterized. Lineage: Eukaryota; Viridiplantae; Streptophyta; Magnoliopsida; Poales; Poaceae. The record is from RefSeq and is a predicted model, not a curated record. Gene Ontology annotation, molecular function: protein binding.